AGUACUAAUAAUAAUAAAUAAUUUGAGUUUAUUACAGUAAUGAGUGGUUAAAACACUGAACAUUUAUAUUACUGCACUGUUACAGAGUCUAAUAUCGUCUUGCACACAGAGACACACACAGCGGGACUCAGCAUUAGCAUUAGCAGGGCUGAGUGAGAGUUUUAUUUAUAAUAUAAUGAUAUAAAUGUACCAGCUUUAAUAUGAGCCGCUUUAUCACACGCUGAUCUGAUCUUCUACACACCGGUUAGCGGAUGCUGAGUCCUGGGCGAUGGAUUUAUCUCAGAUGACGCCACUGUCCAUCACUACUGCGCUUAGGGCAUGGUGACUGGCAUCAGGUGGCGUGUAGCGGGGGCAGAGAGGCCCUGAGACGCAACGUCAGGCAGGAGUGGUGGAGAUAAAAGAGGGAGAGAGAGGGUCACCGCCAUGGGCCAGUGUGUAACUAAAUGUAAAAACCCCACGUCCUCACUGGGCAGCAAAAGUGGCGAUAAGGAUGCUGGAAAGUCCCAUGGCAAAAAAGGUAGUGGAGGAGGUGGCGGGAGCAAGGAGGAGUCCAAGUUUCCCGCCGACGUCAAUGGCACCAAGUCUCCAGAGGUCGCAGUGGAAACCUCGUCCACCCCGCCCCCUUCUGAGUCGAGGGGGAAGGAGGAGCAUGAUCAGGAAGGGGAGGGGCUUUCCAUGGCCCGGAUAGACGAGCUGUUUCUGUGUUAUAAGGACGAGCACGAGGACGCGAUUUUGGAGGAGGGCAUGGAGCGCUUCUGUAACGACCUGAACGUGGACCCGGCCGAGUUCAAAGUGCUGGUUCUCGCCUGGAAGUUUCAGGCUGCUACCAUGUGCAAGUUUACCAGGCGAGAGUUCGUUGAGGGCUGUAAGGCGAUCCGGGCCGACUCGGUGCAGGGCAUCUAUCAGCGUUUCUCAGCCAUGCAGGACGACUGUCGGUCGGAGGAGAACUUCAAGGAUCUGUACCGCUUCACCUUCCAGUUCGGGCUGGACUGCGGCGAGGGUCAGCGCUCCCUCCAGCGGCCCAUCGCCAUCGCCCUCUGGAGGCUGGUGUUCACGCUGGACACGCCGCCCGUGUUGGAACGUUGGCUCCACUUCCUGUCGGAGAACCCGUGCGGCAUGCGCGGCAUCUCUCGGGACACCUGGAACAUGUUCCUGAACUUCACUCAAAGCGUCGGGCCUGACCUGAGCAGCUACAGCGAGGACGAGGCCUGGCCCAGCCUCUUCGACGCCUUCGUGGAGUGGGAGAUGGACCGGCGCAGGAGGGAACGGGACGAGGGCCAGGGCGGGAACGAUGACUCCGAGCUCACCACAGACCCCCUGAACACGGCAUGAUGGGAACCCACGAGGGGCCCUGAGAGCACGGCAUGACGGGAAAUCAGGGUCAGAGCUGAGGAGGAGUUGAGGAAACAGCACAGCAAAGCAUGAUGGGAAAUACAGUCUGUGAAUUCUUAGGGUGGAUGUGAUUAGUAUUACCAAGAACCCUUACUUAUCCGUUCUGAUUUGAUGAUGAUUAUCGAUGAUGAUUUUAUAUUUCUUGGCUUUGUCGGGAUGGCCGUCCUUUUACUCCCCUGAGUUAUUUUAUCAAAAGGGCUCCAAAAAAAAAACUAAAUUGUGUUUUUAAGCACUUCUAUUUAACUUAUUGUUUUUAUUUUGUAAUUUUUGCAAUGUUUUUAAAAGUUUCUGUUCUUCAGACGCAACAAACACCAAAACGAAUGCCCUCUGUCACCAUGGAAACAAUGUUACCAAUGCAAACAUUGCAGUCUUUUCCUCAGUACUGUCUAGCUGCAGCCCCUCAGAUUGACGUGAAGCCUUGUUUCGGUGCAUUCACUCACCUCUACGUCCGUAACGAGAGCCCUCGCUUUAUCACUGUGGUGUUUCUGUGGACGAGCGUCUCUGCUGGACGACACAAAGCCUCUGCCUGAGCAAACAUGUGCCCCCACAGGAGAAAAUUCCAACUGGAGCAGUCCUAUGUGACCUAGUCCUAGGUUUUCUUCUCUUGUAAACAAUAAGUUAGACGGUAGCUAGUUCCAAAAUAAACAAACAUUUCUGCUAAUACAGCUUUGUUGGGUGACGAAAGCCCUGCUUGGGCAGAUAGCAGUGCACGGUUGGGGGUUUUGGGCUUGUAAUAAGGUUGCAAAAGCCCCUGUUCAGGGUGAACCAAAGAAGAGUGGUUGGGCAGAUGUAAGCCUGGUCUUAGGUGGAAGAAAACUAACAAAGUUACCCAAAUAAACCACUUUACGAAUGUUGGCACACAAUGUUUGUUGGCAUUUUUUGACAUUUAGCCUGAAAUGAUGUACAAUUGUGGGCAGCUAAGUGUUUAGUGUCUUGCUCAGAGGUCUGACAGUAGCACCUUGGUGGUGAUGUGGCUUGAACCAGUAGCGUUGUGAUCAGUAGUCCUUCAUUAGACCUUAACUGCCACAUGGCCAAAUGUAUGACAUCCUUGUUGGACAUCCUAUUUCAAAAACAAAUGGUAUUGCCGCUCAGGUGGCGCAGCGGUAAAAAAACACACGCUGCAACCGGAACUGGAUCUCGAGUACAUCGUAUCGAAUCCAGCUCUGCCUUACCGACCGAGGCUGAGCGGCUAUAUGAACAACGGUUGGCCUGUUGUUCAGAUGGGCGGGACUAAGGGCGGAUGUGGGUCUCUCUCUGUCAGAACGGUGCGGUUACGACCUCUGCUGGCUGAUUACAGGCGCAAACAUGGAGAUGAGGAAGGCGUGCUCUUAGGGUGUGUCUCUCCGUACACAACGCUAGGUGGCACAACACUCGUCAAUGUGUGGGUGGCAAGAUGCAUACGGCUUGCUGCCCACGUGUCGAAGGGGAGGCAGAGAGGAGGUGUGAUGCAAAUUGGGCAAUUGGAUGUGCUAAAGGGGGAGAAAAUGCUUCUUCUUUUUUUUUUUAAAUGGUAUUAAACUAGAAUGACCUCUAUGUGAUCAUCUCAGCUAUAAUAACAGCUGCUUUUCUGAGAAGGUCUCUUACAUUUCAAAAGAGCAUCUGUAUGGCUGGUCACUGAUGUUGGUUCAAGAGAGCCACAGUUGAUGUUCCAGUUCAUUCCAAAGCCGUACAGUGGGGCUGAGGUCAGGGCUCUGUGCAGACCAAUGAAGCUUCAAACCAAACUUUUCUUUAUGUCAUUAUAGGGACAAAGUCAUGCUGGAACAGGAAAGGUUGCAGGCAUAUAAUUUUCUUUGUUACAUCUGUUAGCAAUUCAUAGGGCUAAAACGCAUCAAAUUAGAAGUGGUGUCGUACUACUUUUGUCCAUAUAGUGUAGGUGUCGUAUAACCAAUCUGUAAUUCUUCAUUCUCUCGUUCCUUCACCCAACCUGAGGCUUCGUCCAGCACAGGGCUCGGGUCUGCGAGGCUGCAGCUAGAUGUGAAUAAAAGAUAAACUAGUUAGCAUUUAUUAAAAGGGAGCGAAGUCUGUAUGAAUGAAUGUGUCUGAUCUUGAAGCCUCACCCACAGCAGUAAUAAUGCUCUAUCUGAUGUCAGGCAGAGAUGGGAUCAGACGGGAUCAGGGUUUAACGGUUAAUCUCAGCACAUGGCCUCUGUUCCGGUUUUUAUCACGAAUGAAAAACAUUUCUCUGUGUAAAGCAGUGCAGGUUUAUUUUCAGGCGCAGCUUCGUCUGCUGUGACUUCUUUGCGGUUUACAAUAUUCCCUGCGCUCUGGUUUCAUUUCUGAUUUCUUUGUCUGGUUUUAUAUGAGAUGCUACAAUUUAUAACAAAUAAAAAAGUGUGAAAUUGGGCAGUGGACCACAAAAA
Trichomycterus rosablanca is the source of this 3752-nucleotide messenger RNA. RefSeq names its product defective in cullin neddylation 1 domain containing 3 (gene dcun1d3). Lineage: Eukaryota; Metazoa; Chordata; Actinopteri; Siluriformes; Trichomycteridae. Gene Ontology annotation, biological process: protein neddylation. Gene Ontology annotation, cellular component: ubiquitin ligase complex. The transcript has 4 exons. Bases 424 to 1332 code for a protein of 302 amino acids. Gene Ontology annotation, molecular function: ubiquitin conjugating enzyme binding; ubiquitin-like protein binding; cullin family protein binding. The record is from RefSeq and is a predicted model, not a curated record.